GGAGGCCCCAAGGGUGCAGGGGCCCUCUUCAAAUUGCUAAGGGCAAGGAGAGGAACUGAGGUUUGUGAACACUGUGGCUUGUGUUUCCUGUUUCAGCAGGCUGCUGCUGUGCGAAAGAAAGAAGAAAAUGUUGAGGGGACUUAGGACCUCGAUGUGAAAGCUUCCCCACCAUCUGAGACCAGAGAGACCCAGAAAGGGCCGAAGGCUCUCCCGAGACACUUGAGACAGAGCCUGGGACCUGAGAUCCAAGCAGCUGUCUAAGGAAAGUAAGCCAAGCACAACAGGUGCUCGGGAGGCCACCAUGAUCGGCUCAAACUCCAGGUCCUUCCCUAGCUUGGCUCGGUGGGCCGAGAGCUAUGAGGCCAAGUGUGAGCGGCGUCAGGAGGCCCGAGAAAGCCUCCGCCGCCGCCGCAAUGAGACCACCUGCCGCCAGCCAGGGAAGGUGCUGCGGACUCAACACAAGGAACACCUUCAGCGAGCUCGGCAGCUACAGUUCCUCAGAAGGAGAAACCUGGAAGAAGAGAAGAAAGGUCAAUCCAGGGAGCAAAGGCCCUCCAGCAAGACAGAUGGAGGAACAGGCCAAGUGUCUAUCCUCAAGAAGUCCGGGCCUGGAGCCAACAGGACCUCUUUCCCUGGACAGCAGGAAACAGGGAUAUGCUCCGAGGUUUUCCCAGCCUUGUGUCAUCCCCCCUCAGGCAUCCAGAGAGAUCUGGAUGACCACCAUGUUUCCCAUGGAAGAGCCUUUCCACCACAGGACUCUGACACCAUGAAGCCACACAGACACCACCAGGGUACUCAGACAAAGGCAGAAGAGGCAUGGCCAACAAGAAAGAAUGAUGCCAGUCAGCAAACCAACUGUGGAGUUGCCGUCCUAGACAAGGACAUCAUUCAACUCUCUGAAUACCUCAAAGAAGCCUUACAAAGGGAGCUGAUCCUAAAACAAAAAAUGGUGAUUCUCCAGGACCUCCUGCCUGCCCUGAUCCGGGCCUCUGACAGCUCUUGGAAGGGACAGCUUAAUGAAGACAAACUGAAGGGCAAACUAAGAUCCCUAGAAAACCAGCUCUACACCUGCCUGCAGAAACACUCCCCCUGGGGGAUGAAAAAGGUACUGCUGGACAUGGAGAACCAGAGGAGCAGUUACGAGCAGAAGGCUAAGGCAUCACUGCAGAAAGUGCUGGAGGAGAAAAUGUGUGCCGAGCAGCAACUGCAGAGGGCGCAGCUGUCCCUGGCUGUGGCAGAGCAGAAGUGUCAGGAGUGGAAGAGUCAGUACGAGGCUCUUAAGGAGGACUGGAGGACCCUAGGGGACCAGCACAGGGAGCUGGAGAGCCAACUGCAUGUGCUUCAGUCUAAACUACAGGGAGCAGACAGCAGAGACUCACAGAUGAGCCAGGCCCUACGACUUUUAGAAAAUGAACACCAGGAGCUGCAGACCAAACUCGAGAGCCUGCAGGGAGACCGAGAGCAGCAGAGCUCUGAAACCCAGGACCUACAAGAUCAACUAAAGAAGUCCGAGGAGGAGAGACAAGCCCUGAUGAGCAGAGUUCAACAGCUACAGAGUCUGCUUCAGAAUCAAUCCUUACAACUUCGAGAACAGGAGAAGCUCUUAAAGAAAGCGGCAGUGUAGCCAAUGGCUCCCAGCGCUGGUGGUGGUGAUUGCUACAGCACUGGCCGUGUUCCUGGCAAACAAAGGCAACCUGGUCAUCUGAAGAACUCCCGGCAUCUAUCUGAAGUAAAAUUCAGAAGCAAACAACUCCAUGAAAAAACUUGAGGUUUGGUACUUUAUAGCUUAGGUUUUCCCUCCAAAUGAAUCUGGACCCCUAGCUUUAUUUUUCCCACCAUGCUGUAAAUAAACUUUGCCUCACAAGA
Messenger RNA from Rattus norvegicus (Norway rat), 1866 nucleotides. The record is from RefSeq and is a predicted model, not a curated record. NCBI's taxonomy places the organism in Eukaryota, Metazoa, Chordata, Mammalia, Rodentia, Muridae.